Pterocles gutturalis (yellow-throated sandgrouse) is the source of this 825-nucleotide messenger RNA. Its product is annotated as protein phosphatase methylesterase 1-like. The annotation marks the transcript as partial. The record is from RefSeq and is a predicted model, not a curated record. NCBI's taxonomy places the organism in Eukaryota, Metazoa, Chordata, Aves, Pterocliformes, Pteroclidae. The transcript is spliced from 9 exons. Gene Ontology annotation, biological process: protein demethylation. Gene Ontology annotation, molecular function: protein methylesterase activity.
AUGAACCAGCAGCUUUCCGGAGAUCGUGCUUCACCGAACCGCGUGCCCCAUCCUUUUAAUGUGGUUUCUUGCCUUGUACCUGGCCCUGGAAGAAAGCGUGAUUUUUCACCAGUGCUCUGGAGCCAGUACUUUGAAUCUAUGGAGGAUGUCGUGGUAGAAAAUGAAACCGGCAAGGAUACUUUUCGAAUUUACAAAAGCGGAUUGGAGGGACCUGUCUUACUGCUCUUACACGGCGGAGGCCAUUCUGCUCUCUCCUGGGCUGUGUUUACUUCUGCCAUCAUUAACAGGAUUCAGUGCAGGAUCGUGGCUUUAGAUCUCCGAGGCCAUGGAGAAACAAAAGUUAGGAAUCCUGAAGAUCUGUCUGCAGAGACUAUGUCAAAAGAUGUUGGAAACGUGGUCGAAGCUCUCUACGGGGACCUUCCUCCCCCUAUCAUGCUGAUCGGGCACAGCAUGGGGGGGGCCAUCGCCGUGCACACGGCGGUCGCAAACUUGGUGCCAAGUUUACUGGGUCUGUGCAUGAUCGAUGUUGUGGAAGGUACAGCCAUGGAUGCGUUGAACAGCAUGCAGAACUUCUUGAGGAGUCGUCCCAAAACGUUCAAGUCACUUGAGAAUGCCAUCGAGUGGAGUGUAAAAAGUGGACAAAUAAGAAAUCUUGAAUCUGCCAGAGUUUCUAUGGUCGGUCAAGUCAAACAGUGUGAAGGGGCUGCCAGUCCUGAAGGUCCUAAAGCCAUAGUGGAGGGUAUUAUUGAAGAAGAGGAGGAGGAAGAAGAGGAUGAGGAAGGGGGAGGCUCUGUCAACAAAAGGAAGAAAGAAGAUGACACAGAG